GCAUCGCUGUUGUCAUAGCGCAACGACUCGGGGUUUAGACGCGUGCGCAGUGUGCUGGAGUGGUGUAGCGGGGGGUUUGGGGGGCAGUCGUCAUGAAGGCCUUCUGCGGAGGAGCCAACCCGAAUACCGGAGCUCCGGACCGGCUGGAGGACACCGAGGAGUACGACUACCACCAGGAGAUCGCCAGGUCCUGCUUUGCGGACAUGCUCCACGACAGCGACCGGAACCAGAAGUACUACCGGGGCAUCCGGGCCGCCGUGGCGCGGGUCCAGGCCCGCGGGGAGAGGGUGGUGGUGCUGGACAUCGGCACGGGGACGGGCCUCCUGUCCAUGAUGGCCGCCACGGCCGGAGCCCACCUGUGCUACGCCGUGGAGGUGUUCCAGCCCAUGGCCGAGGCGGCGCGGCGCAUCGUGGAGAAGAACGGCUUCUCUGAGAAGAUCAAGAUCAUCAACAAGCACUCCACCGAGGUCACCGUGGGAACAGACGGAGAGAUGCAGACGAAGGCCAACGUUCUGAUCACUGAGCUGUUCGACACGGAGCUGAUAGGAGAGGGAGCGCUGCCCAGCUACGAGCACGCCCACCGACACCUGGUCCAGGAGGCGUGUGAGGCGGUGCCUCACCGGGCCACCGUCUACGCCCAGCUGGUGGAGUCGGAGCUGCUGUCGGGGUGGGCUCGGCUGCGGCCGGUGGAGGAGGCGGGGCUCCGGCUGGCCCCGCCCCCUUCCGUGGGGCUCUGCGCCGGAGCUCACUCUGUGUGCGACGUCCAGCUGAGCCAGGUGCCUCCUGGGAGCUUCAGGCCGCUCGGCCCGCUCUGCACCAUGUUCAGCGUGGACUUCAGUAAACCAGUGAGCAGCGCAUCCCAGUCCCACAGCUCCCAGUUCGUGGCUCUGUCCGGCGGCCGGGCCCAGGUGGUCUUGUCGUGGUGGGACCUGGACAUGGACCCCAGUGGCAGCGUGGUGUGCUCCAUGGCGCCCAGCUGGACCUACUCCCAGCCAGAGGGGGCGCCGUGGCGUGACCACUGGAUGCAGAGCGUGUACUUCCUGCCGUCGGAGAGCAGCGUGGCCGAAGGGGAGGAGCUUCGUCUCACCGUCUGCCACGACGACUACAGCCUGUGGUUCGGCCUGCGGUCGCCGAGCCAGCAGGACUCGCAGCCAGAGGCUCCGCCCCCUCGGCCCUGCUGCACCUGCCAGGCCCACCUGGUGUGGACGCGGCCGCGUUUCGGGGAGCUCAACGACGGGCGGCGCACGGAGCGCUACAUCCGCGCGCUGCGCAGCGUCCUGACGGCGGACAGCGUCUGUCUGGCGGUCGGCGAUGGCGGUCUGCUGCCCGUGUUCGCCCACAUGAUCGGAGCCCAGAAGGUCUUCAGCCUGGAGAGCUCCAGAAUGUGUAGACAGGUUAUUAAGGAGGUGUUGGAGGUCAACUCCAUGGAAGGAGCCGUGGAGCUGCUGGACAUCCGGCCGGAGCAGCUGACCAGUGGAGACCUGGGGGGGGAUCAGAUCUCCGUCCUGCUGGGCGAGCCGUUCUUCAGCGGCGGCCUGCUGCCCUGGCACGGCCUCUUCUUCUGGUACUGUCGGACCGCGCUGGCCGGCCUCCUGCGGCCCGGCGCCGCCAUCCUACCGCGCGGCGCCACGCUGCACAUGGUGGCGGUGGAGUUCAAGGACUUGUGGAGGAUCCGAGCGCCGUGCGCGGCGUGCGAAGGCUUCGACGUCUCCGCCAUGGACCAGAUGGUGCAGAAGUCUCUGGAUUUCCGUGAGUCCCGCGAGGCGGAGCCCCACCCCCUGUGGGAGUACCCGUGUCGCGCUCUGACCCGGCCCGCGGGGGUCAUGACCUUCGACUUCACGCAGCACGUCCCUCAGCAGCCAAUCAGCAGCCGGGGCUCGCUGCCGCUCACGAGGACGGGCCGUUGCCAUGGCGUCGCCUUAUGGAUGGAGUACCACCUGACCGAUGACAUCACCGUCAGCGCCGGUCUGAUUGGACCCGUCAGCGAGCAGGGCGCGUGCGAGUGGAGUCGCCACAGGAAGCAGGGCGUGUACUUCCUGCGGUCGCCGUGGGAGACCUCGGCCAGCGGCGCCGCCGUGUCCUACAGCUUCACCUUUGAACCCGAUACGGGGGACGUCAAGAUGGACUUCGGCGUGGCGCCGCAGUGACAUCACGGCGUCAUCGCUCCGACCCGAGCGGCAGCAUCCGGUUCUCCACGUCACGUGGUGUUACUCAAAUGUUUUAUAAUGUUGGCCACCAGGGGGCGCCACCGAGAGAAUAAAUGAAGGCGUUGCCUUGGAUCAGAA
Messenger RNA from Pseudoliparis swirei, 2285 nucleotides. RefSeq names its product protein arginine methyltransferase 7 (gene prmt7). NCBI's taxonomy places the organism in Eukaryota, Metazoa, Chordata, Actinopteri, Perciformes, Liparidae. Gene Ontology annotation, biological process: peptidyl-arginine methylation. The record is from RefSeq and is a predicted model, not a curated record. The coding region runs from base 93 to 2147 and encodes 684 amino acids. Gene Ontology annotation, molecular function: protein-arginine omega-N monomethyltransferase activity. The transcript is spliced from 17 exons.